UUCUCGAGGGCGCUCCCCUGCCCAUCCAAUUCAAGGACCUCCUCAUGUGCGAGGACGCUCUCCUCCUCCCCACAUGAGGGCCCGCUCUCCUCCUCCCCAUGCCAGAGCUCGGUCCCCUCCUACGCAUGCCCGAGCUCGGUCCCCUCCUACGCAUCAUCAUUGGAGGCAUCCGCAGGCAGCCCAUGGACAUCGGGUGGCAUCACAGCGUGGACAUUAUCAGCAGCCCCCGCAACAGGCUAGACCAGGUGCCCAUCCUCAUCCGCAACCUUACCCUACUGGAUACAACAGCAAUCCACAGCAGGGCAAUGUCAACGGACAUGGAUAUGCUCUGCCGAAUCAAAAUGGCUCCAUGGCAACGUCCAUGCCGGGCUACCCAUCACGGUCCUACAGCGGGCAACCAGUGUCAUCGGCUGGCAGUCUUCCUGUCUUCAACGAAUCUUUAACAGAAAUUCCCACUGAAGGCCCCACAUGCCAGGUUGUGCUCUUGGAUGGAUCCGUGCAACACAUGCCGUUGCUCCUCGCUCGUCAGUUCCUUGAGGCUGGAGCAGCUCAGAGCAUCUACGCCGAAGGGAAAAUAAUGCAUGCAGGCGGCGAUGAGUUCUCAUCCACCAUCGACACCUCAUCGAGGGGGGCGCAACCUCAAGUGUUUGUUCAGCAACCUCACAUGAUUCCCGUUGGACCUUCAAUGAUCUCCAAUCAGUUUUAUCAUGCUUCUCCUGCUCCAAUGCAACCGCCCAAUCAAUUUCAAUCAGUCGUUUCGUAUGGAAGAUCACUGGACAUGUGAUUUCAAAGAUUCCAGAGUCCUGUCAUGAUGCUCAGCCCAGAAUAAACACAUGGAUGUCAGCUCGUGAUGACAAGGGAGCCCGUUACGCCUGACUGGCGCGCUUAUGCGGAUUCAUGUACAUCAUUACACAACUUUAAAGUACAACUGUGAUCUAGUUAGUAGAGACUAGGUGUUGGAAGUUUUGAUUGCAUUCAGAAUUCUGCAAGAC
Molecule: messenger RNA, 992 nt
Organism: Guillardia theta CCMP2712
Lineage: Eukaryota; Cryptophyceae; Pyrenomonadales; Geminigeraceae
Exons: 2
Coding region: 74-784 (236 amino acids)
Source: RefSeq, a predicted model, not a curated record